GCAUGCCCUGGACCGGACCCCAGGUGGAGCUUCCUGCUGGCGGAGCAGAGGCCAUGGACCAGUCCAACGUAGACGACCACCCCUUUGAUGGCUCCCUGUUCCCCACCUCCACCCUCAUCCCCGUCACUGUCAUCUGCAUCCUCAUCCUCAUCAUCGGGGUGAUGGGCAACACCAUGACAAUCCUCAUCAUCCUGCACUUCAAGGACAUGAAGACCACCACCAACCUGUACCUGUCCAGCAUGGCCGUGUCUGACCUGCUCAUCUUCCUGUGCCUGCCCUUCGACCUGUACCGCCUGUGGAAGUACGUGCCCUGGCUGUUUGGGGAGGUGGUGUGCCGCUUCUAUCACUACAUCUUUGAGGGCUGCACCUCGGCCACCAUCCUUCACAUCGUGGCGCUGAGCGUUGAGCGCUACCUGGCCAUCAGCUUCCCCCUCAGGAGCAAAGGGGUGCUGACCAGACGCCGGGUCCAGUACAUCAUCCUCGCCCUGUGGGGUUUUGCCCUGGUGUCUGCAGCUCCAUCCCUCUUCCUGGUUAGCGUGGAGUAUGACAAUGACACGAACCCGGACUACACCACCGGGCAGUGCAAGCACACCAACUACGCUAUUGGCUCUGGGCAGCUGUACAUCAUGCUCUGGGUGUCCACCACCUACUUCUUCUGCCCGAUGCUCUGCCUCACCUUCCUCUACGGCUCCAUCGGGUACAAGCUGUGGAGAAGCAAAAAUGACCUGCAAGGCCCCUGUACUGUGGUCCGGGAAAGGUCCCACAGGCAGACUGUCAAGAUCCUGGAGGAGCUGAAGCAGCGCGUAAGAGCUUAUGCGACAGACUGUCCUGCCAUCACCUGGGGAAAGAUCAGCGAGCAGCACGACUCCUCCGCUGGAAGCUGCACUAAAACGGAGGUUAUUCGGGAGAAAGGUCUGCAUGGCAACCCCUCCUGUUGCCACGCUGCUCUGUGCUUGGCCUCCGGUGCCGUCUCCUUCUCUCUCCUCCUGCCCAAACCCAAAGCUUCUCCCACACAGAGCUCACUCAGCAGCCAAUCGGCCACUGCUUGCUGUGAAAGCUGCUCUAAUGAAGAGCCCAGGGAAUUUGAUGACCACCUAAACAUGAAAGCUUGA
Molecule: messenger RNA, 1112 nt
Organism: Etheostoma cragini (Arkansas darter)
Lineage: Eukaryota; Metazoa; Chordata; Actinopteri; Perciformes; Percidae
Gene: mlnr
Product: motilin receptor
Exons: 3
Coding region: 3-1112 (369 amino acids)
Biological process (GO): G protein-coupled receptor signaling pathway
Cellular component (GO): plasma membrane
Molecular function (GO): G protein-coupled peptide receptor activity
Source: RefSeq, a predicted model, not a curated record